CUUAGUAGUGAGCCGCGAAGCAAGAUGGCGGGCGGCCGGACUAUCGACAUCGUAUCAUACUGCAAUACAGCCCCUCGCGCCAGCACCUGUCGUGUUUUUUCAUGCGAAGGAUUCCAUCCGGUACCAUUCGCUUCUCGGCGGUGGUUCUCGACUACUAAACACGAUCGAAGGUCGGAUCCAGUGGACCAGUCGGAUAUGUAGUGAUGAUCGUGAUGAUCGUGACAACAUGCAACAGGGCAGUCUCCAUUAA
Molecule: messenger RNA, 250 nt
Organism: Amoebophrya sp. A120
Lineage: Eukaryota; Dinophyceae; Syndiniales; Amoebophryaceae
Source: the annotation of a GenBank genome assembly